This is a messenger RNA of Neogale vison (American mink), 1885 nucleotides long. RefSeq names its product E3 ubiquitin-protein ligase RLIM-like. Gene Ontology annotation, cellular component: nucleoplasm; cytoplasm. Gene Ontology annotation, biological process: random inactivation of X chromosome; ubiquitin-dependent protein catabolic process; protein ubiquitination. Gene Ontology annotation, molecular function: ubiquitin protein ligase activity. NCBI's taxonomy places the organism in Eukaryota, Metazoa, Chordata, Mammalia, Carnivora, Mustelidae. The record is from RefSeq and is a predicted model, not a curated record.
CCGAAUUAUCUUCCACUUGUUCAUCAAGAUGGAAAGCUCAGAUUCUAAUGAUAAAGGAAGUGGUGAUCAGUCUGCAGCACAGUGCAGAAGUCAGAUGGACCAAUUGGAUCGGGAAGGCUAUCAAUUUGUAAAUAACCUGAGUGAAGAAGGUUAUAGACUUAUGAGGGAUAACAAUUUGCUAGGCACCCCAGGUGAAAGUACUGAGGAAGAGUUGCUGAGAAGACUACAACAAAUUAAAGAUGGCCCAGCACCACAAAACUCAGAUGAAAACAGAGGUGGAGACUCUUCAGAUGAUGUGUCCAAUGAUGACUCUAUAAUAGACUGGCUUAACACCGUCAGACAAACUGGAAAUACAACAAGAAGUGGUCAAAGAGGAAACCAGUCUUGGAGAGCAGUGAGCCGGACUAACCCAAACAGUGGUGAUUUCAGAUUCAGUUUAGAGAUCAACGUUAACCGUAAUAAUGGGAGUCAAAAUCCAGAGAAUGAAAAUGAGCCAUCUGCAAGACACUCUGGUGGAGAAAAUACAGACAACAGCAGCCAAAGGCACGUGGAAAAUCCACGAUCUGAAUCAACAUCUGCAAGACCCCCUAGAUCAGAACGAAAUUCAACUGAGGCAUUAAUGGGAGAAGUCGCAUCCACCAGAGGUCAGAGAAGGGCAAGAAGCAGGAGCCCAGACCAUCGGAGAACCCGAGUGAGAGCUGAAAGAAGUAGGUCACCUCUGCAUCCAAUGAGUGAAAUUCCACGGAGAUCUCAUCAUACUAUCUCAUCUCAGACUUUUGAGCAUCCUUUGGUAAAUGAGACUAAGGGAAGUUCUAGAACCCGACACCAUGUGACAUUGAGACAGCAAAUAAGUGGACCUGAUUUGCUAAGUAGAGGUCUUUUUGCAGCUUCUGUAACAAGAAAUGCCUCACAAGGAGCAGGUUCUUCAGACACAACCAGCAGUGGUGAAUCUGCAGGAUCAGGACAGAGACCUCCAACCAUAGUCCUUGAUCUGCAAGUAAGAAGAGUUCGUCCUGGAGAGUACCAACAGAGAGAUAGCAUAGCUAGCAGAACUCGGUCAAGGUCUCAGACACCAAACAAUACUGUCACUUAUGAAAGUGAACGAGGAGGUUUUAGGCGUACAUUUUCACGUUCCGAACAGGCAGAUGUGAGAACCUAUGUCAGUACCAUCAGAAUUCCAAUUCGUAGAAUCUUUAAUACUGGUUUAAGUGAGACUACAUCUGUUGCAAUUCAGACCAUGUUAAGGCAGAUAAUGACAGGUUUUGGUGAGUUAAGCUACUUUAUGUACAGUGAUAGUGAUUCCGAGCCCAGUGGCUCAGUCUCAAGUCAAAAUGUGGAAAGGGCAGAGUCAUGGAAUGGAAGAGGGGGUUCUGGUGGUAGUAGCAGUUCUGGUUCCAGUUCCAGUUCAAGUUCAAGUUCCAUCAGUUCCAGUUCCAGUCCUAGCUCCAGUUCUAGUGGUGAAAGUUCAGAGACUAGCUCAGAGGUGUCUGAAGGCAGUAAUGAAGGAAGCUCAUCAUCAGGCUCAUCAGGUGCCAGACGAGAGGGUCGACACAGAGCCCUGGUAACAUUUGAUGAAAGUGGCUCUUUGCCCUUCCUUAGUCUGGUUCAGUUUUUCCUCUUAAAUGAGGAUGAUGAUGACCAACCUAGAGGACUCACCAAAGAACAGAUUGACAACUUGGCAAUGAGAAGUUUUGGUGAAAACGAUGCAUUAAAAACCUGUAGUGUUUGCAUUACAGAAUACACAGAAGGCAACAAACUUCGUAAACUACCUUGUUCCCAUGAGUUCCAUGUCCACUGCAUCGAUCGCUGGUUGUCUAAGAAUUCUACCUGUCCUAUUUGUCGCAGAGCAGUGUUAGCUUCUGGUAACAGAGAAAGCAUUGUGUAA